AUGACUCGCCGUCGGCAGACGGCCCCCCGGGCUGAGCAGCGCACACGUGUUCCUCCCCCCCCAACCCCACUCUCCCCAGACGCCCCGAAGCGGAACCUCACCGCCUCGGCCUCACCGCCCCCCCCUCUAUCCACAGGGCGGCCCCGCGGCCGCCACCGGCCCCAAAUGGCCGCGCCAAUCCGCAGGAGCUCAUCCUUAAAAUCGCCGAGAGGCCCCGCCCCGCCCGCCUAUGACAUCCUCCGCUCCGAGCCCCAGCCCCUGGGCGCGAUCUUCGCCCCCGAGUCGGUGGCCGUGAUCGGCGCCACGGACCGGCCGGGCAGCGUGGGCCGCACCGUGCUUUGGAACCUCAUCUCUAGCCCCUUCGGCGGCACGGUGUUCCCCAUCAACCCGCGGCGCCGCUCCGUGCUUGGCAUCGAGGCCCACCCCAGCGUGCGCAGCCUCCCGGAGCCUGUGGACCUGGCCGUGAUCGUCACGCCCGCGCACACCAUCCCAGCGAUCGUGGGGGAAUGCGUGGCCGUGGGCGUUCGGGGCGCCAUCAUCCUCUCGGCCGGAUUCAAAGAGGCGGGCAAGGAGGGCGUGGCGCUGGAGGAGAGGAUAACGGCACAGCUGGCGGUGGCCGGGGGUUCUUUGCGAGUGAUCGGCCCCAACUGCCUGGGGGUCAUGAAUCCUUUAACGGGGCUGAACGCCACGUUCGCGUCCACCAUUGCCCGCCCCGGCAACGUGGGGUUCGUGAGCCAGUCGGGCGCGCUGUGUACCGCGGUGCUGGACUGGAGCCUGGGCGUCAACGUGGGCUUCAGCGCCUUCCUGUCCGUGGGCUCCAUGCUGGACGUGCACUGGGGGGACCUCAUCACCUACCUGGGCGACGACCCGCGCACGCACAGCAUCGUGGUGUACAUGGAGUCCGUGGGCGACGCGCGGGCGUUCCUGUCCGCGGCGAGGGAGGUGGCCCUCACCAAGCCGAUCAUCGUGAUCAAGGCCGGCCGCACCGCAGAGGCUGCCAAGGCCGCCGCCUCCCACACGGGCACCCUGGCGGGCAGCGAUGCCGUCCUGGACGCGGCCUUCCGGCGGUGCGGCGUGCUGCGCGUCAGGGAGAUCUCCGAGAUGUUCGACAUAGCCGAGAUCCUGUGCAAGGGCGACAAGAAGCUGCCCAAGGGGCCGCGGCUGACGGUGCUGACUAACGCCGGCGGGCCCGGCGUGCUGGCCACCGACGCCCUGGUCGCCGGGGGCGGGCAGCUGGCGACCCUGUCCGAGGAGACGAUGGCGGAGCUCAACGAGUUCCUGCCGGCUCCAUGGAGCCACGGCAACCCGAUCGACAUCUUGGGCGACGCGGACCCGGUGCGCUAUGGGCGGGCUCUGGAGGUGGCCCUUAAGGACCCGAACAGCGACGGCCUGCUGGUCAUCCUGACGCCCCAGGCCAUGACCGACCCCACGGUGACGGCCGAGGAGCUGCGGCGUGUGAGCAAGCAGUCCCAGAAGCCGAUCCUCGCCAGCUGGAUGGGGGGGUCGGAGGUGGAGGGCGGCAAGUCGGUGCUCAACCGCGCCAACAUCGCCACCUACGCCUACCCCGACUCCGCGGCCGACACGUUCAACUACCUGUGGAAGUACAAGCGCGACCUGGAGCACCUGUACGAGACGCCCUCCCUGCUGCUGGACAAGGAGAUAGGCGGCAUGGAAAACGGCGCGCCCGCAAAUGUCGUGGUCCAGGAUGUGAUUGACGCGGCCCUGGGAGAGGGGCGCACGCUGCUGUCCGAGGUGGAGUCCAAAGCUAUACUGAGCGCCUACGGCAUUCCCACGGUGGCCUCCCCGAGCGCCCACACCGAGGACGAGGCCGUGCGCGUCGCGGAGGACCUGGGCUACCCCGUGGUGGUCAAGCUGCUGUCCAAGACGGUGACGCACAAGACCGACGUGGGCGGCGUGCACCUCAACCUUUACGGGCCAAUGGACGUCCGCGCGGCGUACCAGGGCAUCCGGAAGUCCGUCACGGAGACCGUGGGGCCGGAGGCGUUCGGCGGCGUGUCGGUGCAGCCGAUGAUCAGCAGGGACGCCGGGCACGAGCUGAUCGUGGGCAGCAGCACGGACCCACAGUUCGGGCCCGUGAUCCUAUUCGGCACGGGCGGCAGCCUGGUGGAGGUCUUCCAGGACACGCAAAUCACCCUGCCGCCGCUGAGCACCACCCUGGCCAGGCAGCUGAUGAGCCGCACCAAGAUCUACCGCGCGCUGCAGGGCGUCCGAGGGCGGGGGCCGGCCGACGUGGCCGCCCUGGAGAAGCUGCUGGUGCGGAUCGGCCAGCUGGCGCUGGAGCAGAAGCGGAUCGACGAGAUGGACAUCAACCCCUUGCUGGUGAGCAGCAAGGACGCCAGGUAUCCCAUCCUGGCGCUGGACGCCAGGAUCAAGCUGCACGGAAGGGACAGGGAGCUGGAGUCCCUGCCGCGGCCGGCGAUCAGGCCGUACCCCACCCAAUGGGUGCUCCCCUGGACGCUGGAGGAUGGCACUGGCGUAAGAAUUCGGCCAAUCCGGCCGGAGGACGAGCCGCUAAUCGUCGACUUCCACAAGAGUUUGUCGGAGCGCAGCGUCUACAUGAGGUACUUCCACCCCAUGAAGUUCAGCAUGCGCACCACGCACGAGCGGCUCAUACGGAUCUGCCACGUGGACUACGACAAGGACGUGGCGCUGGUGGUGGACAGGAGGGGCGAGGACGGGGAGUACCGGGAGAUCGUGGCCGCGGGCAGGCUGAGCAGGAAGCACGCGUUCAACGAGUCGGAGUUCGCGAUACUGGUCGCGGACGCCUACCAGAGGCGGGGGAUUGGCUUCCGGCUGCUGAAGCAGAUGGUCCAGAUUGGGAGGGACGAGCGGCUGGAGUGCAUCACCGCCGAGAUGCUGCCCGAGAACCGCGCCAUGCAGCAGGUGUCCGAGAAGGUGGGCUUCCACCUCACGAGGCGCGAGGACUUCAUCGUCGCCAAGAUCAGGUUGAAGGGCCAUGAGCGGAGGCACGGGGCUUGA
Messenger RNA from Ostreobium quekettii, 3000 nucleotides. Lineage: Eukaryota; Viridiplantae; Chlorophyta; Ulvophyceae; Bryopsidales; Ostreobiaceae. The record is from the annotation of a GenBank genome assembly.